This is a messenger RNA of Prunus armeniaca (apricot), 444 nucleotides long. NCBI's taxonomy places the organism in Eukaryota, Viridiplantae, Streptophyta, Magnoliopsida, Rosales, Rosaceae. The record is from the annotation of a GenBank genome assembly.
AUGAAGAGGACUCGUAGAGGUACUACUGAGGCUUCAUUAACCCGACCUAAUAGACAGCGUCCCACGGCCUCAACGAGGAGACAGAGAGCGGCUCCUCAAGAUCACUUUGAGGAUACUACAGAGGUUGAAGAUGUAGUUCCUACUCAUGAUAGUAAUGCUGAUGCAGAGGUUGAAGAUGUAGCUGCUACUCAGGAUAGUAAUGUUGAGGUACGUGAGCCCCUUAGGUGUUCUUAUCGAAAUGCUGAUAAGAUUGUGGUAUCUACAUUUGUUGAGAGGUGGCAUCCCGAAACGAACACCUUUCACAUGCCUUUUGGUGAGAUGGCCAUCACAUUGUCAUCAUGGUUGAGACCUUGCCAAGUUUAUCAAGUAGUUGAGACCUUGCAACAGAUUUUAGAGGGUACAAACAUACGGUCUACCAUGACAUAUCAACGUCAUCAUGGUUAA